GGCGGCAUGGGGGCAGGCGCUGGCGUCGCGCGAGCCCGGGCCGGAGCGGCGCGCUAGAGCCCUGACGUGCGCCCUUUUCUUUCUUCUCCCGGCCGCGGAAAGCAUGAACGUGCAGACCCGCCGCUGCGGCGGCCGCCCCGGCUCCUCGCCCGCGCGUCCCCUGGCCGCCGGUCGCCGGUGAGGGCCGCGAGCGCGCGCGGUGGGGGGGAAGAUGGGGGCCGUGCUGAGGAGCCUCCUGGCCUGCAGCUUCUGCGUGCUGCUGAGAGCGGCCCCUUUGUUGCUUUAUGCAAACAGACGGGACUUGAGAUUGGUUGACGCUACAAAUGGCAAAGAGAAUGCAACGAUUGUAGUUGGAGGCUUGGAGGAUGCAGCUGCGGUGGACUUUGUGUUUAGUCAUGGCUUGAUAUACUGGAGUGAUGUCAGCGAAGAAGCCAUUAAACGAACAGAAUUUAACAAAACUGAGAGUGUACAGAAUGUUGUUGUUUCUGGAUUAUUGUCCCCGGAUGGGCUGGCAUGUGAUUGGCUUGGAGAAAAAUUGUACUGGACAGAUUCUGAAACUAAUCGUAUUGAAGUUUCUAAUUUAGAUGGAUCUUUACGAAAAGUUUUAUUUUGGCAAGAGUUGGAUCAACCCAGAGCUAUUGCCUUAGAUCCAUCAAGUGGGUUCAUGUACUGGACAGACUGGGGAGAAGUGCCAAAGAUAGAACGUGCUGGAAUGGAUGGUUCAAGUCGUUUUGUUAUAAUAAACACUGAAAUUUACUGGCCAAAUGGACUGACUCUGGAUUAUGAGGAGCGGAAGCUUUAUUGGGCAGAUGCAAAACUUAAUUUCAUCCAUAAAUCAAACUUGGAUGGAACAAAUCGGCAGGCAGUGGUUAAAGGUUCCCUUCCACAUCCUUUUGCCUUGACGUUGUUUGAGGACACAUUGUACUGGACUGACUGGAAUACACACUCUAUUUUGGCUUGCAACAAGUAUACUGGCGAGGGUCUGCGUGAAAUUCAUUCUAACAUCUUCUCUCCCAUGGAUAUACAUGCUUUCAGCCAGCACAGGCAGCCAAAUGCUACAAAUCCAUGUGGAAUUGAUAAUGGUGGUUGUUCCCAUUUGUGUUUGAUGUCUCCAGUCAAGCCCUUUUAUCAGUGUGCUUGUCCAACUGGGGUCAAGCUUCUGGAGAAUGGAAAAACCUGCAAAGAUGGUGCCACUGAACUAUUGCUGUUAGCCCGACGGACAGACUUGAGGCGAAUUUCUUUGGAUACACCAGAUUUUACCGACAUUGUCCUGCAGUUAGAAGAUAUCCGGCAUGCCAUUGCCAUAGACUAUGAUCCUGUAGAAGGCUACAUCUACUGGACUGAUGAUGAAGUGCGGGCCAUCCGUCGUUCUUUCAUAGAUGGAUCUGGCAGUCAGUUUGUGGUCACAGCCCAGAUUGCCCAUCCUGAUGGUAUUGCUGUUGACUGGGUUGCAAGAAACUUGUACUGGACAGACACUGGCACUGACCGGAUAGAAGUGACAAGGCUCAAUGGGACCAUGAGGAAGAUCCUGAUUUCAGAGGAUUUAGAGGAGCCCCGGGCUAUUGUGUUAGAUCCCAUGGUUGGGUACAUGUAUUGGACAGACUGGGGAGAAAUCCCCAAAAUUGAGCGAGCUGCUUUGGAUGGAUCUGACCGAGUAGUUCUUGUUAACACUUCCCUUGGUUGGCCAAAUGGCUUAGCCCUGGAUUAUGAUGAAGGCACAAUAUACUGGGGAGAUGCCAAAACAGACAAAAUUGAGGUCAUGAAGACCGAUGGCACUGGGAGGCGAGUGCUGGUGGAAGACAAGAUCCCUCACAUAUUUGGGUUCACCUUGCUGGGAGACUAUGUCUACUGGACUGACUGGCAGAGGCGGAGCAUUGAGAGAGCACACAAGCGGAGUGCAGAGAGGGAGGUCAUCAUAGACCAGCUGCCAGACCUCAUGGGGCUGAAGGCCACAAGUGUUCACAGAGUCAUUGGUUCUAACCCUUGUGCUGAGGAAAAUGGAGGAUGUAGCCAUCUUUGCCUCUACAGGCCUCAGGGACUUCGAUGUGCCUGUCCCAUUGGCUUUGAACUCAUCAGUGACAUGAAGACAUGCAUUGUUCCUGAGGCUUUUCUUCUGUUCUCACGGAGAGCAGAUAUCAGACGCAUAUCUUUGGAAACAAACAACAAUAAUGUGGCCAUUCCUCUCACUGGUGUCAAAGAAGCUUCUGCUUUGGAUUUUGAUGUCACAGACAACAGAAUUUACUGGACUGAUAUAUCACUGAAGACGAUUAGCAGAGCCUUUAUGAAUGGCAGUGCACUGGAACAUGUGGUAGAGUUUGGCUUAGAUUACCCAGAAGGCAUGGCAGUGGACUGGCUUGGGAAGAACUUAUACUGGGCAGACACAGGAACAAAUCGCAUCGAGGUGUCAAAGUUGGAUGGACAGCACCGACAGGUUUUGGUAUGGAAAGACCUUGACAGUCCCCGAGCUCUGGCACUGGAUCCUGCUGAAGGGUUUAUGUAUUGGACUGAGUGGGGAGGGAAGCCUAAGAUUGACAGAGCGGCUAUGGAUGGAAGUGAGCGCACGACAUUGGUUCCAAAUGUGGGCCGUGCAAAUGGCCUCACCAUCGACUAUGCUAAAAGGCGGCUUUACUGGACAGACCUGGACACCAACUUAAUAGAAUCCUCAAAUAUGCUUGGACUCAACCGUGAAGUUAUAGCAGAUGACUUGCCUCAUCCUUUUGGCUUAACUCAGUACCAAGAUUACAUCUACUGGACAGACUGGAGCCGACGCAGCAUUGAACGUGCCAACAAAACCAGUGGCCAAAACCGCACCAUCAUCCAGGGCCAUUUGGAUUAUGUGAUGGACAUCCUGGUCUUCCACUCUUCCCGGCAGGCGGGGUGGAAUGAGUGUGCCUCCAGCAACGGGCACUGUUCCCACCUCUGCCUGGCUGUGCCUGUUGGAGGUUUUGUGUGUGGAUGCCCUGCCCACUACUCCCUGAAUGCUGACAACAGGACCUGUAGUGCUCCUACCACCUUCCUGCUCUUCAGUCAGAAGAGCGCCAUCAACCGCAUGGUGAUUGAUGAACAACAGAGUCCUGACAUCAUCCUUCCUAUCCACAGCCUUCGGAACGUCCGGGCCAUUGAUUAUGACCCUUUGGACAAGCAGCUCUACUGGAUUGACUCUCGGCAAAACAUGAUACGGAAGGCACAAGAAGACGGUGGCCAGGGUUUUACUGUGGUUGUAAGCUCAGUUCCAAAUCAGAAUCUUGAAAUACAGCCCUAUGAUCUCAGCAUCGAUAUUUAUAGCCGUUACAUCUACUGGACCUGUGAAGCUACCAAUGUCAUUGAUGUGACGAGAUUAGAUGGACGAUCAGUUGGAGUGGUUCUAAAAGGCGAGCAAGAUAGACCUCGAGCCAUCGUGGUAAACCCCGAGAAAGGGUAUAUGUAUUUUACCAAUCUUCAGGAAAGAUCUCCUAAAAUUGAACGGGCUGCAUUGGAUGGUACAGAACGGGAGGUCCUCUUUUUCAGUGGCUUAAGUAAACCAAUUGCUUUGGCUCUGGAUAGCAAGCUGGGCAAGCUCUUCUGGGCUGAUUCAGAUCUGCGGCGAAUUGAAAGCAGUGAUCUCUCAGGUGCCAACAGGAUAGUGUUAGAAGACUCUAAUAUACUGCAGCCUGUGGGUCUGACCGUGUUUGAAAACUGGCUCUAUUGGAUUGAUAAGCAGCAGCAGAUGAUUGAGAAGAUUGACAUGACAGGUCGAGAAGGAAGAACCAAGGUCCAGGCUCGAAUUGCUCAGCUGAGUGACAUCCAUGCAGUGAAGGAGCUGAGCCUUCAGGAGUAUAGACAGCACCCAUGUGCCCAGGAUAAUGGCGGCUGCUCACAUAUUUGCCUUGUAAAAGGAGAUGGCACUACAAGAUGCUCCUGCCCCAUGCACUUAGUUCUGCUUCAGGAUGAGCUGUCCUGUGGAGAACCUCCAACAUGUUCUCCUCAGCAGUUCACAUGUUUCACUGGAGACAUUGACUGCAUCCCUGUGGCUUGGCGGUGUGAUGGGUUUACUGAAUGCGAAGACCAUAGUGAUGAACUCAAUUGUCCUGUAUGCUCGGAGUCUCAGUUCCAGUGUGCCAGUGGGCAGUGCAUUGACGGUGCCCUGCGAUGCAAUGGUGAUGCGAACUGCCAGGACAAAUCAGACGAGAAGAACUGUGAAGUGCUUUGUCUGAUUGAUCAGUUCCGCUGUGCCAAUGGCCAGUGCGUCGGAAAGCACAAGCAAUGCGACCACAGCGUGGACUGCAGUGACAGGUCCGAUGAACUGGACUGCUAUCCAACUGAGGAGCCAGCACCACAGGCCACCAACACAGUUGGUUCCGUUAUUGGAGUAAUUGUCACCAUUUUUGUGUCUGGAACUAUAUACUUUAUCUGCCAAAGGAUGCUGUGUCCUCGUAUGAAGGGAGAUGGGGAGACCAUGACUAAUGACUAUGUGGUUCACGGCCCAGCUUCUGUGCCUCUUGGGUAUGUUCCUCACCCAAGUUCUCUGUCUGGAUCUCUUCCAGGAAUGUCUCGAGGCAAAUCAAUGAUCAGUUCCCUCAGUAUCAUGGGGGGAAGCAGUGGGCCCCCCUACGAUCGAGCGCACGUCACGGGAGCAUCCUCAAGCAGUUCUUCAAGUACCAAAGGCACUUACUUCCCUGCGAUUUUGAACCCGCCACCAUCGCCCGCCACAGAACGAUCCCAUUAUACUAUGGAAUUUGGGUAUUCUUCCAACAGUCCUUCCACACAUAGGUCCUACAGCUACAGGCCUUACAGCUACCGGCACUUUGCACCGCCCACCACACCCUGCAGCACUGAUGUCUGUGACAGUGACUAUGCUCCUAGCCGGAGAAUGACCUCAGUGGCAACAGCUAAGGGCUAUACCAGUGACUUGAACUAUGACUCAGAACCUGUGCCCCCACCACCCACACCCCGAAGCCAGUACUUGUCGGCGGAGGAGAACUAUGAAAGCUGCCCGCCUUCUCCAUACACUGAGAGGAGUUACUCCCACCACCUCUACCCACCACCACCCUCCCCCUGCACGGACUCCUCCUGAGGAGGGCCCCUCCUCCUCUGACUGCCUCCACCGGGACAUGUAAAUACACAUCUGGUUGAGAUCUGGAGGGGGGGAGGGAGCUAUAGAGAAGAGUGAGGCAGAUCCUGUACAGUUAACAUUAUAAAGUGGGUGGGGUACUGGAGAUAUUUGUACAGAAGAAAAGAAUAUUUAUAUAUUUUCUUAAAACAGCAGAUUUGCUGCUUGUGCCAUAAAAGUUUGUAUAAAAAAUAAAUUUGUACUAAAAGUUUUAUUUUUGCAAACGAAAUACACAGAGCAUGCCUUAAGCCCAGUGAAGAGACUGAGUACAAAGGAAACAGGAAAAGAAAGGCAUCACUGACCAGGAAUGUCUGGGUUUUAAUGAUACCAAAAAAUAAAAAAGGAGAAAGUAAUUCCAUCUCAGAGUGGCAAACUUGGAAGUAGCCAAGUUGCCUUCAGGUUAACUAGCAUUUGAGGGCUGACAAGUCAAGAACCCAUGAAAGAAGAAAUAACAGUGCUAACUUUGGACAAAGGGCUUUGUUUUCUCCAGGAAUCCAAGAGUUUUCAUGAGGAACUAGGUCCUUGUGAGAUCCUCUGUGAGUGCUGCUGUCAUAGGGGCUGAAGUGUCUCUUGCCGGACGCUGUGGAGCUUCUGAGAGCUCACGCCUGUCACAGUUCAUGCUAACACCAGCUGCGUUCCUGGGCUGCCUCCCCAGCGCCUUGCAGACCGUUUGCUAAGAGCCAUGAUUUAUUUAAGCUUUUUAAUCUGACGGAUUGAUUAAAUGGAAUAUACUCAACACGAGAUUGAAUUGAUUUCAGUGUACCUACUAUGUUUGUUCAGCAUUCGGCUGAGCUUUUAAGUUGUUGGCUGUUUUUGCAUAAUCAGAAGUUAGCCAUAUUAUUGGUCUUCCAUGAUUGUUUUAAUGCUCAUUAAAGUGUCUUUUUACAACAUAUAAAAAUGCUUAAAAACCACAAAUCUAACUGUUAUAUUCUUGUAAAUUAGUUUUGUAUCCUUGCAGCAUACAAUAUCACAGUGUGAAAUCAUUUUAUGUAUUUUUUUAGUAAAACAUUUCAAUGUGCUCUGGUUAGAAACAGUCUGUUUAAAAAGAAAUUGUUCUUGUUAGUAUUGUUAGUAGGCUCCCUGUGUGAGCUGUUUGUGACACCUUGCCUUUCUGUGGAGCAGCUUUUCUCAGUACUGUGUGCAGGCAGCCUCUGCCAGUGUGGUUGGUGUGAGGCACCUUCUUGUUACGCACUGUGAAUGUGUGUGGUCACACGAUCCAGUCUGUCCUUACAAUCUCCUCCUGAGUUGCUCUGUGUGUUCUUUCCUAUCCCAUUACAAAUUAAGACAGUUUCACAAAUUUAACAGUGGGGAUUAAAUGAGAAGAUACUGAACUUCUCAGCUGCAGGAACUUGAGCAGUGGAGAUAAUGGAAGCCUCUCCUGUCCCGUGCCUGACCUGCUGUCACGUACCAGGCUGCUCUGUCUGUCACUGUCGGGGCUGGCCUGUGGGAUGACCCUGCCAGAUGUUAGUGUCCUGCUUUCACAUGUGUCUAGUACUCCUCUCCUAAAGUUGAACUGUUUUUAAGCUAGUAUGAUUUUUACCUUAACAGGUGUCAAUUAAUUAUUGAAUAUAUUUUUUAAGUUAUAUAUUGAUGUGAGGCCUCUCUGAGUUUCGGAGCCUAAGGGGAAACAAUGAAAGAAAUUAUUCCAGAAUUUUGGCAUUAAGAAUUAAGUAACUUUAAAAAAAAAAAAAAAA
Messenger RNA from Arvicanthis niloticus (Nile rat), 6783 nucleotides. RefSeq names its product LDL receptor related protein 6 (gene Lrp6). The record is from RefSeq and is a predicted model, not a curated record. Gene Ontology annotation, biological process: nervous system development; canonical Wnt signaling pathway. Lineage: Eukaryota; Metazoa; Chordata; Mammalia; Rodentia; Muridae. Gene Ontology annotation, molecular function: Wnt receptor activity; Wnt-protein binding.